GUUUGAAGCCCCACAGUGCGGAGAAUGUCACCAAAAGCCAAGUGUGUUUCUCAUUCCAGCAGUUGAGUCACCAGCAAGACAUGCCUGAGGUGAGCUCCUCACAUCCGCGUUGGGGCUGGGAGACACGCCUUCUUCUCACACAAACCUUUCAGAUCCCGGCGUCUCAGGCCGGCUGCAAGGGGUGGUGCUACAUGCCCUGCCACGUUCCGUCCUGCUGGGCAGGGCCGGGGACAGAUCCAGGGUCACAGGUUGGAGAUAUAGGAGCUAUCCUCAUGAUCAUCGUCUUGCAAAGGCAGAUGCCGUCCUGCUGCUGGUGUUGAAGGCCAGGAGUUCAAGGCCUCGGGAGAGGGGCAGGAACCCGCUCUGAAAUCUGACACCCAGCCCUGUCGGCCGAGGAAACUUCACAGGCUGGCUGGCCCACCAAGACCAUCACUAUGACCGAUGGGGACUAUGAUUACCUGAUCAAACUCCUGGCCCUCGGAGACUCAGGGGUGGGGAAGACGACAUUUCUUUAUAGAUACACGGACAAUAAAUUCAAUCCCAAAUUCAUCACAACAGUCGGAAUAGACUUUCGGGAAAAACGCGUGGUUUAUAACUCGCAAGGACCAGAUGGAUCUUCAGGGAAAGCAUUUAAGGUGCAUCUUCAGCUUUGGGACACUGCAGGACAAGAACGGUUUCGGAGCCUCACCACCGCGUUUUUCAGAGAUGCCAUGGGCUUCUUAUUAAUGUUUGACCUCACCAGUCAACAGAGCUUCUUAAAUGUCAGAAACUGGAUGAGCCAACUGCAAGCAAAUGCUUAUUGUGAAAAUCCAGAUAUAGUAUUAAUUGGCAACAAGGCAGACCUGCCAGACCAGAGGGAAGUCAACGAACGGCAAGCCCGAGACCUGGCAGACAAAUACGGCAUACCCUACUUUGAAACAAGUGCAGCGACUGGACAGAAUGUGGAGAAAGCUGUGGAGACCCUUCUGGACUUAAUAAUGAAGCGAAUGGAACAGUGUGUAGAGAAGACACAAGUCCCCGGCACCGCCAACGGAGGAAACUCGGGAAAGCUAGAUGGGGAGAAGUCAGCAGAGAAAAAAUGUGCCUGUUAGACUCUACAAGUGAACUGAUAAUCAAGAGCCCCACCCAAAUUUUACUUCCACAAAUGGUGACCAGCCACAAAAUUGUUGUUGAGUAGACCAUGCACAAUGACAUGUCUUUCUUUGUCAGCCAGAAAAUCUAUUUUAAGAAACCACAAUAGUCAACAGUGUGCAAAAGAAUUAAGUAGCUUUCCCUGAGGCCUCUCCAGACAAGAUCAAAGAUUUCCUAAUGAGAUCUCACCAUCAUGGAUGCUUAAUUUGUUUUGCUUAUAAAGAUGAGUAUAUAAGAUAGUGUUCAAGAGGAAAUAUUAAUGAGUUUUUUUAAAUCAGCAAAAUUUACCUUGUCAUAUUGAGGAGAGGAAGAGGAUACUAAAAAGAGAACAUGGAAAGAUGAUUUUUUUUUUUUUUUUUUUUUUUUAUGAUUGGGUAUCCUUCUAUUAAUACCAUUAGGUUUCCAUUGGGGAAAAAUAUAUCAGCUAAAAAUGGAUAAACAAUGAAGAGGUCUAUAUGGUUCCUAAGACUGGCAUUACACCCAAUAAGCUGUACUCGAAUAACUAAAUUACUGAUAAGGUUAUGAGAGGAUGAAUGUCAGAGUUCUGCUAAAAUGUAGGGGAUUGUGUAAUGAUGCCAUUUUUCUAUUCUUAAUAAAUAGCAGGUAGACAAGAACACAACAGUGAAUGACAAAGUACAAAGAAACGACCUGGCAGAAAAAAUGCAAAGAUGUGAACAUGGCAUUUGAGCAGCUGAAAUGAAAUGUAUCUGUUACAGAUGUCUGAGAGAAUUGUUCAGCCAAAUUUUACUCAAGCCAAUUAGAAGGCGACAUUAUCAGUUGGGAUUAAGAGAAUCACCAGAGGUUUUAAUUUCAAACAAACUUUUAGAAAUUGGUUCAGUAUUCAGCAUCACGUUUCAUUUUUUUCUCAGCAAAUGUUGAUAAAUAGCCCCAAGGAGAAAUUAAGGAUUGCUGUUGAUUAAACAUUUCUUUCAAAAACUAGCCUUAGCCAUUUUUGUUUUAGAAAAAUAUUCUGGUAUCCCUUGAAACAGAACAUGACUAUUAAUUAUGUGUUUCCUUUUAAUUUAUAAGGGCAUUGGAAACAUAAACCACACUCCUUUCCUCUCACCCACCCACACCUGUGACUUUAAAUCAAUUUUAGAAAAGCAAGUAUUUUACUUUGUAGAUCAACAAUUUCAGAAUAAUGAUGGAUCAACUCUAUGGUCACUCUGAAUUUUCACCGUCACUAAGCACAUACAAAUUGAUGAUACCUCAUGCUGUAUUACAGUACAUUUAGCAUUUGUUUUUAUUUUGCCUAUUAAGGUCAAAAUACGCAUGGCUGAGCUAUAUUUGGGGAUUGGGUAUGGAUGGAGCUAUCUCUUAUGUCACCAAAAAUUUGGUUAAUUGCUUUAUUUUUCAUGUAAAACUGCCUUUUUUUCCUCAAAAAAUGAUCACAAAACUAUUUUCCAUUGGCCUAUUUUUAUUAUUGUGUCUAAACUAGUAUAUUUCUUUUUGAUCUCAAUUUAUGAUAAGCAUGAGCCAUUCCUAUCAAAUGGAUGAUUAUUUAAAUAUUUCAGUCAGUUUUAUCAAUAACUUAUGACUCAUAUAUUCUCUGUAACAAAGGCAAGUCACUUCAAGUUUUCUCUCUUCCUUAUGAGGAUAUGAUUUUUUAACUGGAUGGCUCUUCUUUCUAUAUAAUUUGCCAAUGAAACCUCGUUUUUCCAUACUCUGUGCAUAAUUUUUUGUUAAGUUACAAAAGCAUGGGACACCGUAAAUUACAGUUCCCCUUUCAAUUCCUCUCUACAACUUCCACCUGGCUUUACAUCAAUUUUAGAAACACAGACACAUCCAAGGAAAUGUCUUUUUGUCAUGUUCUUAGGGUGGAAUAGAUCCAGAAAUGUGUCAUGAAUAACAGCAGUUUGGAGGCUUUAAUAGGGUUAGCCUGGUGAAAACCUCAGUGUUACUCCCUCAUUCCUCUGCUUUCUGCAGCACCGUGCCAACCUCUAAGAUUAAUCAUGGUUGGGUGUUUUCUCUAUGAUAGUCCUCCUGAUAUCAAUGUGCCAUGAAGAUAGAAAGCUAUUAGCUAAUAGUUAAGAUGUUUCUUCUAGAAGGAAAAUGGGCAGAAGCAAUACAACUAUUGCUGUGGCAAAAUCUGGUGAACUUUUGUGAUUAUUAUAGCAAUUUCUUUUUUGGAUUCUAAUUGUAAUAUCCCCUGCAUUUCUGUAAUAGGGAGUGUUUGGCCUUUAUAAAGCCCUAAAGGUAUUCUAUUUUUGCUUCUAUGUCUUUUUGUGUUCUCUCAUUUUUUAGCUAUAUGAUUGAUUUACUUAUGCCAAGAUUCUGUCAUUGUCAGUUAUUUAACGAGCAUUUAUGGGGGUCUGUUUUAAGAUGAUGUUAUUUGAUAGCUGUAGCAUGAAACAGAGGGUGGUGAUGCCCAUAAUUAUAGAACCAUGCCUGUAAAAAUAAUUAUUGAGUAAUAAUCUCAAGAGGAAUGAAAUUUAAAACAGACAAGGAAGUUAAUUUAAAAAUAUCGUUCUAUUUGUAAAUAAAAUACUUGAUCCAAAAAAAUGUAUUCUCUAUAAAGUUUGACAUCUGACCACCAAUUCCAUGUAACCAUCAUGAGAAAUUCCUUCACUCAUUAUUUCAAAAUCAAUAGUUCUGUAUAAUUCAUUUUAUAAUUUCAGACUGAUCUGGUGCCAUGAAGUAUACAGACUCCUUUAAAGAAUUGUAGACCCUUUUAGCCCAUAAUAGCAUGUACUUUUACCCAAGAUGUGUCCUGUUACUGAUUAUCUCCCAAAUGCUUUAGUAAAUCCUAUUGUAAGUUGGCAAAAUAUUUAAAAUGUAUGUGAAACUCCUUUUUUGGAUAUAGAAACCAUGUCUGUAGUGUUUAUAUUGGUUUGGUGUUUACAUAGCUCUAAUACAGUGCCUCAGAUACCUCUGUGACCAAAUUUAUCUCCAGCCAUGCAGGUCAUUUUCUAUAAUGUUCUAUUCUAUGGAAGCCUCUCAGAGACUCCAACACAGCUAUAGGCCUUCUGAUGCCUUCAGCAAAGGAUGCAAGGACUUUGUUGGAAUCUGGAGACUACUACCACCAUCUGGUCUCCUAGCUCACUUCUCAUGGAGUAGGCAUUCCUUGAGACACUUAACCAUAAUUAGAUACAGGGUUAGUUAGCUUCUUUUUUUUAUUAUUAUUAUUGUUGUUGUAGUUUAAGUGAAAGUUUACAAUUCAAGUUAGUUUCUCAUACAAAAAUUUAUACAUACAU
Molecule: messenger RNA, 4325 nt
Organism: Trichechus manatus latirostris (Florida manatee)
Lineage: Eukaryota; Metazoa; Chordata; Mammalia; Sirenia; Trichechidae
Gene: RAB27B
Product: RAB27B, member RAS oncogene family
Exons: 6
Coding region: 435-1091 (218 amino acids)
Biological process (GO): Golgi vesicle fusion to target membrane; protein localization to plasma membrane; regulation of exocytosis
Cellular component (GO): synaptic vesicle; dendritic spine; endosome
Molecular function (GO): GTPase activity; GTP binding
Source: RefSeq, a predicted model, not a curated record